This is a messenger RNA of Dimorphilus gyrociliatus, 451 nucleotides long. The record is from the annotation of a GenBank genome assembly. Lineage: Eukaryota; Metazoa; Annelida; Polychaeta; Dinophilidae.
AAUAAGUUGUGUAUUGAGCGAUAACAGAUUUAAAAAUACAACUAUGGGAGAAAACAUUGAAUUUUUGGACAUGAUAGCUAUGGCAGAGGAUAAGUUUCAAAAAGAAGGUUUUAGUGAAGGAUUUUCAACAGGAGAACAUCGAGGCUUUGGAGAUGCUUUUCUUUUAGGCGUUAAACAAGCUAGUUCUUGCGCUGCAGAGAUUGGAUUUUAUCGAGGAUUUUGCCUUGAAUGCCGCAAGCGAUUAUCAAAUCAUAAUAUGUCGGAUACAAAAUUAAAAAUAUGCCAAGAUAUUCUUGAUACAUUGGAACCAAUCGAUUUAUCUAAUUGCGAUUUUGAUAAUAUGUUAGAGAGUUUACAAACUUGCCAAGCAAAAUUCAAGCGACUUUGCGCAUUAAUGAAGAUCUCAACACAAAGCAGUCGAAAUAGUAUGAAUGCUGAUAUGUCUUUCUAA